AGUUGGCCAUGUCGGACGCAGCAUUCGCUAAGCUAACCGAUGCUCUGCAAGGGCUAGGUGAAGCCUACUCUACCUUUGGGAAGGCGUUGGUGACUUUCCAAAAAGAGAUCAGACAUGAACUGAAGGAAGAUAAACGGAAGGUCAAGGGCGACAAGAAGUCGAGGCCGCCAUCUGCUUACAACAUCUUCAUCAAGGAAGAAGGAGAAAAGAUCAGAAGCGCGGGGACUUCAGAGUCUCAAACUGAGAUCAUGAAGCAGCUGGCGGGGCGAUGGAAGGGCCUCAGCCCCGCACAGAAAGCCACGUUCGACGCAAAGGCAAAGGAACGUAAUCCUGCUGGCGAAGUGAAGGUGAAGCAGGAGCCGAAGGCUGAAGUGACACCAAAGAAGGUGAAAGAGAGCGCUGCCCCGGCAGACAAGUCUUCCAAGAAACACAAGCACGACAGCCAUGAAGAGGCGGAGCAGGAAUCUACCAAGAAGAAGAAGAAGAAGCACCACCACGAGGAGACGGAGUACGACCACGAGGACUACGAUCAUUCAGCAGAGAAGAAGAAGAAGAAGAAGAAGAAACAUAGAGAAGAAGAUGAUUGA
Guillardia theta CCMP2712 is the source of this 587-nucleotide messenger RNA. RefSeq lists its product as hypothetical. The record is from RefSeq and is a predicted model, not a curated record. The coding region runs from base 9 to 587 and encodes 192 amino acids. NCBI's taxonomy places the organism in Eukaryota, Cryptophyceae, Pyrenomonadales, Geminigeraceae. The transcript has 6 exons.